Messenger RNA from Amorphotheca resinae ATCC 22711, 1353 nucleotides. RefSeq lists its product as hypothetical. Gene Ontology annotation, biological process: endocytosis; peptidyl-serine phosphorylation; signal transduction. The transcript is spliced from 4 exons. The record is from RefSeq and is a predicted model, not a curated record. Gene Ontology annotation, cellular component: cytoplasm; nucleus. NCBI's taxonomy places the organism in Eukaryota, Fungi, Ascomycota, Leotiomycetes, Helotiales, Amorphothecaceae. The coding region runs from base 1 to 1353 and encodes 450 amino acids. Gene Ontology annotation, molecular function: ATP binding; protein serine/threonine kinase activity.
AUGGCAUCCUCAUCUUCCAAUGUCGUCGGUGUCCACUACCGAGUGGGCAAGAAGAUCGGCGAGGGAUCCUUUGGUGUGAUAUUCGAGGGGACAAACUUGUUGAAUAACCAGCAAGUUGCCAUUAAAUUCGAACCCCGAAAGAGUGAUGCCCCCCAAUUACGAGACGAGUAUCGAACAUACAAGAUUCUUGUGGGCUGCCCGGGUAUUCCCAAUGUCUACUACUUCGGCCAAGAAGGCCUUCACAACAUCCUCGUCAUCGAUCUCCUUGGCCCCUCUCUCGAAGAUCUGUUCGACCACUGCAACCGAAGGUUCACUACGAAGACCGUCGUAAUGGUAGCGAAGCAGAUGCUCUCGAGAGUCCAAACUAUCCAUGAGAAGAACCUCAUCUACCGUGAUAUCAAACCCGACAACUUUCUGAUUGGCCGACCAGGGUCAAAGGCUGCAAAUGUAAUUCAUGUGGUAGAUUUUGGCAUGGCCAAGCAAUACCGAGACCCGAAGACGAAGCAGCACAUUCCGUACCGCGAACGCAAAUCACUCUCUGGCACUGCAAGAUACAUGAGUAUCAAUACCCAUCUAGGUCGAGAACAAUCCAGACGAGAUGAUCUCGAGGCUUUGGGACAUGUUUUCAUGUAUUUCUUACGGGGAGGGUUGCCAUGGCAGGGUCUCAAGGCUGCCACCAACAAACAGAAAUACGAGAAGAUCGGGGAGAAGAAGCAGACGACUGCUAUCAAGGAUCUUUGUGACGGAUUCCCGGAGGAAUUCAACAAGUAUCUGAGCUAUGUCCGAAACCUCGGAUUCGAAGACACUCCUGAUUAUGACUACCUCCGUGAGCUCUUCACGCAGGCCCUGAAGAACACAGGCGAGGUGGAGGAUGGCGAGUACGAUUGGAUGAAGCUCAACAAUGGCAAGGGCUGGGAAACCAUGAAACAGCAUCCAUCUCAACAUAUGUUGCACCAGGCCAACGCAGCGCCAGGAGCGUCCCAGAGAGAGUUGCAUGGGACAGUCGCAAGGGUAGGAGGAAAUAGCACCCCGGGCCACCUGACUGCUGCCCGUUUAAACGCCGCGCAACCCCCGCCCCCAUCCCCAAUCAAGCCGGGGAUGGGCAAGACGCGCGAUCGACCAAACGCCCAAGGCGCCUUGGUAGCGAAACGCAGCAGCGGAGCGGCGGGGGGACUCCAGGACGCCGCUACUCCCACCGGCUCAACCCAGGCGCAAUUCCAGAACAGCUCGAACAACCUGCCCCAGAGAAUGACGGCGCAGCCAAACAUGAACACACAAGCACAGAACGGGAGGAACUCAGACCCACAACCUACAGGCAUCCAGAAGCUGAUGAAGGCUCUUUGCUGCGGUUAG